CCACAGCUGAUUUCACAUGUGCCUCCGAUCGCGUCGUACGCUCGCUCCGCGCGCCAUGCCGGCAAAACAUUAAAAACAUAACAAACGUGUAACAAAAUUAUAUAUAAAAAGUUGAACGUCAUUGGAAAAUUGUGAUUUUGUGGAAUUUGAAAGACGGUUCUGUUCGCGGGUUUUAAUUUACGAAAAUUGUGUUACGGCUUUUUUGCAUUGGCGGAGAUGUCAAUGUGAGCCGCGAUGCGCAGCGACAUGGCGUACCGCGGGCUCUCGCAGCACGUGGAGCUGGACCGCGCGGCCGACCCGCGCGACCGCUUCGCGCUGCAGGAGCUCAUCGGCGAGGGGACCUACGGCGAGGUCUACUGCGCUCGCGACAAGAAGAGCGGGAGGCGAGUCGCCGUCAAGAUCUUGGAGAACAUCACUGAAAACAUCGAAGAGAUCGAGGAGGAAUUCCUAGUGUUUCGGGAUUUGUCCAGCCAUCCGAACAUUCCAGAAUUCUUCGGGCUGUUCCUGAAGCGCGGAGUCUGCUCUGAUGAUGACCAGAUAUGGUUCGUCAUGGAGCUCUGUACCGGAGGUUCAGUGACAGAUCUAUGCGCUGGUAUCCGCGAACACGGGAGCAACCUCACGGAGCCUCAACUGGCCUACGUCCUGCGGGGGACGGUCCGCGCGCUCACCCACCUUCACGCCCACCGCUGCAUGCACCGGGACGUCAAGGGCCAUAAUAUUCUACUCACCGAGAACGGCGAAGUGAAACUCGUCGAUUUUGGAGUUUCCUCACAUUUAGCUGCGACUGCUGCACGGAGAAAUACUUCAGUAGGCACACCUUAUUGGAUGGCCCCAGAGGUCAUAGCAUGUGAGCAGCAGUUGGAUCAGUCAUACGAUUGCAGAUGCGACGUUUGGUCAGUCGGCAUUACCGCUAUCGAACUAGCCGAAGGCGAACCUCCCUUAUCCGGACUUCAUCCAAUGAGGGCAUUGUUUCAAAUACCACGGAAUCCACCUCCUACGUUAGCGCACCCUGAGCUAUUCUCAUCACAGUUAGCAGAUUUCAUUGCCGAGUGCUUGGUCAAAGAUAUGAACCAGAGACCAUUCGCGAGGGAACUUCUAGAGCAUCCUCUGUUAUUAGCUGUUAGUAGUUUUGAAGAAAAGAUUCGCAAAGAACUUCAAACAGAAAUAAAACGCCAACGAGCUGACGGGCGAAGCUGCCGCGCCCCCGAUGUGACGACAAAAAGAGGAAAAUUAAAGUCACAUAGAAAAGCACGACCAGAAAAAAUGUAUACUGAUGAUCUAGCAACAUUAGAAGUACUGACAGAAGAUGCCAUCGUAGAACAACUGCAGCAGAGAUAUAACCAAAAUCAAAUAUAUACUUACAUUGGAGAUAUACUUGUGGCGGUCAAUCCUUUCACUGACAUAGGUAUUUACACUACCAAGAGUCAGCAAAUUUAUCAAUGCCGUUGCCGCUCUGACAAUCCUCCCCAUAUCUACGCUGUAGCAGAUGCAGCACACCAAGCUCUCAUGCACCAAAAACAGCACCAAGCUAUAGUUAUUUCAGGGGAGAGUGGCGCUGGUAAGACCGAGUCGGCCAACCUCUUGUUGAAACAGCUGGUCUUUCUCUCAAAGACACAAACUGGUAACGUAGAAGAUAAAAUCCUGCAAGUGAACCCGAUAAUGGAGGCGUUUGGAAACGCUCGAACAGGCAUUAACGCCAACAGCUCGCGGUUCGGCAAAUAUUUGGAUUUGUCUCUCAUGAGAGUGGGGAGGAUAUCUGGGGCACGGAUUUCUGUUUAUCUUUUAGAACAAUCGAGGGUUGUUCACCAAGCGUUAGGCGAAAGCAAUUUUCACGUAUUUUACUAUCUAUAUGAUGGUUUGGAAAGUGAAGGGCGUUGGAGGAAGUUCUACCUUGACGAACAACUCAAAUCUAGGCAUCGAUACCUACAACCACUUUCUGUUGCUCAUCGUGAACAUAAUGUUCACCGCUGGCGGCAAUUAAAUCAAGCGUUUAAGGUGGUAGGAUUUCAAGAGGAGGAGGUACAAAUAAUUUACAAAAUGCUAUCAGCAAUAUUACAUCUCGGCGAUAUAGAAUUUGGGGAGACCGCGGGGGAAGAUAACACUGAUAACAAAGCUACGAUAAUAGACACGGCACCUUUACAUAGAGCAUCCUGCCUAUUAGGCGUAGAGACAGGAGACCUCCGCGAGUGCCUGACUAGCAGCAGUGUGGUGGCUCGAGGGGAGACCAUAGCGCGACACUGCUCGCCCACCGAAGCGGCCGUGGCUCGCGACGCCACCGCACGCGGCCUGUAUGCACGCGCCUUCGACAGAAUAGUCGAGAGGAUCAACGCUUUGCUGUGUCAAAAUAGACCGUAUGGCAUUGAACAACUAUCCAUUGGAAUAUUAGAUAUCUUCGGAUUUGAAAACUUUAAUAGAAAUUCGUUUGAACAACUAUGCAUCAACAUUGCAAAUGAACAAAUACAGUACUAUUUCAAUCAACAUAUAUUUACCUGGGAGCAGCAAGAGUAUAUGGCAGAGGGCGUCCCCGUCGAUCUUGUAGAGUUCUCCGACAACAGACCCGUCUUAGACAUGUUGUUGUCAAGACCUAUGGGCCUGCUAGCUCUGCUUGAUGAAGAAAGCCGUUUCCCAAGGUCUACUGAUAGAAGCCUAAUUGAAAAAUUCCAUAAUAAUCUAAAGAGCAAAUACUAUGUCCGGCCAAAAUCUGAUGCUAUAUGCUUUGCCAUUCACCACUUCGCUGGUCGCGUAGUUUAUCAAGCCGAUGGGUUCCUGGAGAAAAACCGCAAUUUCUUGCCUCCGGAAGUGGUUCAAUUGAUGCGACAAAGCCAAUACGAUAUCAUUAGGUUCCUUUUCCAGUGUCCGAUUACAAAGACUGGCAAUUUAUAUUCCCCUCUGCAAGGAGAUACGGACACUAACAGAAGUUUAGACAGUUCAUGUGAUACUCGGGACCGCUUCAACAGCCGUGGGCUUGCUUCACAAUCUCGCGCUCAGCAAACAGUGUCCACCUAUUUCCGAUAUUCUCUAAUGGAACUACUCCAGAAAAUGGUCAGUGGCUCGCCCCAGUUCGUGAGAUGCCUGAAACCAAACGAUUCGCGGUCACCGAAACAUUUUGAUUCUGCGAAAAUCUUAAAGCAGCUUAGGUAUACGGGCGUUCUAGAAACUAUUAGAAUAAGACAAAAUGGGUUCUCCCACCGAUUAACGUUUGAAGAAUUUUUGAAGAGGUAUAGUUUUUUAGCAUUCAGCUAUAACGAAGAAGUAAAACCGAACCGAGACACGUGCCGUCUUUUGCUUUUAAGGUUAAAGAUGGACGGCUGGGCGCUAGGGAAAUCAAAAGUCUUCUUGAAGUAUUAUCACGUUGAAGUACUCGCCCGAAUCUACGAAGAACAGAUUCGGAAAGUAGUACUAGUACAAGCGUGUGGUCGAGGAUGGCUCGCUCGACGGUACUUCCUCCGGCUGAAGGCCCAGAUGGCUAUAUCUGUACUCACGCUGCAAAAACACGUGAGAGGCUGGCUCACCAGGAAACGACUCCAGGAACGACAGAGACAGCUAGCUAGGGAGUUCCAGAGGGAACAGAUGGAACAGGACAGUCGAAAACAUAAAUCCGGUGCUGUAUUAAUUAAAAACAAAGCCAUGAUGAAAGCGAAGAUAUUAAGGAAGAUGACAUCAAACGAUAGCGACAGCAACGACACCAAUUCCGGCAGCAAUAAAGAAAACGUCGAUUCAAAUAAGGCUGCCGUUGUUAUCCAGAGUCAUUUUCGGGGCUACACCGCACGGCGCAAAUGGGCGAAGGGCCGAGCGCCGCCGCCGCCUCAACACCCAGCACCCACACCGCAGCAGCUCAUGCAGCAGUACUCCGUGCAGGAGCGGGCCAGCCAGCUGCAGUCCUUCGCGGUCCAGGUGCACGACAAAAACCAAGAGGUCCACAAGAACCUGCGUCGCAACAAGCCUGGUGUCCGGCUGUCGCAGGUCUCGCGGCCGCCCGCGGAGUACCGUCCGCCCCCCGGCUUCACGCUCGUGCCGGCCAUCGUGCGCGGUCAGGUGACGCAACUCGAGCAGGACGCCAGCCGUCUCUCCAGUCCCUCGCCUGAAUUCCUAGAGAGCCUUACAAGGCCCUGGGAUGAACCCUUUAUUAAUAAAGAAUAUGAGAUCAGUCCAUUAAGGGCCAACAGGAGCCAUCAACAGCCGGUCGAGCAGUGCGGCGAGCACCGGCACCACCUAGUUAGCCAGAACUGGCAGAACCUGCCCUGCAGCCGCCAGUGCGGCGGUCUCGUCAGGAAACCUGGUAACAAGAUAAUCGAGCUGGUAAAGCAGUCGCACAAGGCAGACCCACCUCCGCGGCCAGUCUACAAUCCAACACACGACCCAGAGUCAGACUUCCGAAAGAUUCUCCGCAACUCGCCAGAAAUCCUCGCCACGCCUAUCUUCAGCUCUGACGAUGACUACACAGAGGGCCCGUUCAGGUUCAAACAGCUACUCAGGCCAACGCUAGGUCCGACGGAAAGUUUAAGGAAACGAAAGGUUAGAAAUUCGCCCGGACAAAGUCCGUGGAUGUCGGACAGUUCUCAAGAUAGUACCGGAUCUAAGCAGGCGCUGUACAACAAGCGCAGGCCGCAGAUCAGUAUGGGCGUUUAUUAUAACUAACCCAAACCGUGACUCUCAUAACGAUUCGAAACUUUGCUGUGGUCAAUGCGAGGUUUAACGGAUUCCAAAGACUCCAGAGCAGGG
Cydia amplana is the source of this 4722-nucleotide messenger RNA. Its product is annotated as myosin-IIIb-like. Gene Ontology annotation, biological process: peptidyl-serine phosphorylation; regulation of actin filament length. Lineage: Eukaryota; Metazoa; Arthropoda; Insecta; Lepidoptera; Tortricidae. Bases 235 to 4638 code for a protein of 1467 amino acids. The transcript is spliced from 23 exons. Gene Ontology annotation, cellular component: myosin complex. The record is from RefSeq and is a predicted model, not a curated record. Gene Ontology annotation, molecular function: microfilament motor activity; ATP binding; protein serine/threonine kinase activity.